Molecule: messenger RNA, 651 nt
Organism: Pedinophyceae sp. YPF-701
Lineage: Eukaryota; Viridiplantae; Chlorophyta; Pedinophyceae
Source: the annotation of a GenBank genome assembly
AUGCACGGCCCGCUUAUGCCGAUUCCCCCACCACGCAACCUUCAGCAGCCAAGCUCAGGGUCUAGACGCCCGUCCAGGCGCUCAGCCAGGCACGAGGCGUUUGGGAGCGCCGCGGCGCUCGCCACGCCCGCGAUAGCGGCCAUCGACCCCGCGUCGAACCCUAUCACGGCUGUCGCGGACAGAAUUCUGCGGACCCUGGGCCUGACCGGCGCGCGCGAGCUCGCCGACCCCGAGGGCGCAGUGCUGGGCGUCGCGCCCCCCGGCAGCCUCCGCGGCGGCUACUCCCAGGCGCCCGUCACCAAGUCCGAGAUCGGGCGCGCCACCUGGACCUUCCUCCACUCGGUCGCCGCCGACUUCCCAGAGCGGCCCAGUGCGCGGGACAAGCGCGACGCGCGGUGCCUGAUGGACCUCCUGACGCGGCGGUACCCGUGCGAGGAGUGCCGGAAGCACUUCGCGGAGAUCAUCCGGUCAAACCCCCCCCGGGUAGAAUCUGGAAAGGAUUUUCGCAUGUGGAUGUGCCACGUGCACAACAUCGUGAACCGCAGCAUCGGGAAGCCCGCGUUCAACUGCGACAUGGUCGCGCACCGCUGGGGCGAGGUGGACUGCGAGGGCUCCCUCUGCAACGUUGGCCAGGCCGGCGGAGGGCGGUAG